AUGGCCAAGCCCGCAUCGAUCUCGGUCCACGUCCAUCUCCUCAGUGGCAAGACGGUCUCACUGAACGUGGAAGCCGACGCAUCUGUUGACGACCUGCACCAGCGUGCGCAGAAGGCUUUGGCAGUCGGCCGAGGAAUUCUUCUGACUUCCUCAGGAGAUAUCUUGGAUGGAGCUGCAAGUGUCAAGUCACGACUGCAGAGCGGUGAUGUCCUGACCCUUCAUCAAAGGCAGACGCAAGUCGUUUCGGCGACCGGCUUUGCUGAUGGAGCCGCUUUUGCUUGCAUACUUGGCGAUGGAUCCUCAGUUGCCUGGGGCCUCUCUGGCUUUGGUGGCCAGAGCGGUGCCGUGCAAGAUCGGCUGAAGAACGUGCAGCACAUCCAAGCCACCCGCUCGGCCUUUGCGGCAAUCCUUAGUGAUGGAUCUGUUGUGACCUGGGGCAAUGCUGACUGCGGCGGUGACAGCAGUGCUGUACAUGACCAGCUGAAGAACGUGCUGCGGAUCCAGGCUUCUAAGGCGGCCUUCGCUGCGAUCCUUGGGGAUGGAUCUGUCGUCACCUGGGGCCAUACGCAGGCAGGUGGCGAUAGCAGUGCCGCGCAAGCUCAGCUUCAAGAUGUGCGGCAGAUCCAAGCAACGAAGGCAGCGUUCGCUGCAAUCCUGGCCGAUGGAACUGUGGUAGCGUGGGGUGACACUGGCUUUGGUGGCAGCAGCAAUGAGGUUAAGAACAAACUCCAGAAUGUUUCGAGGAUCCAAUCUACUGACCACGCUUUUGCCGCAAUCCUGCAAGAUGGGUCUGUGGUCACCUGGGGCGAUGCCCUCUUCGGUGGUGACAGCAGUGCCGUGACGGGCCAGCUAAAGAACGUGCUGCACAUUCAAUCCUCCGAUGCAGCUUUCGCUGCCAUCCUGGCAGACGGAUCUGUGGUGACCUGGGGCCAUGCUUUGUCCGGUGGCGACAGCACCCUGGCAGACCAAAUGAACCCUGAAAUCGGGGUCCUCUACCCUGUACUACUUUUCUUCCUACUAAGGUAG
Molecule: messenger RNA, 1026 nt
Organism: Symbiodinium natans
Lineage: Eukaryota; Dinophyceae; Suessiales; Symbiodiniaceae
Source: the annotation of a GenBank genome assembly